This is a messenger RNA of Hevea brasiliensis (rubber tree), 2303 nucleotides long. RefSeq names its product heterogeneous nuclear ribonucleoprotein 1. The transcript has 6 exons. Gene Ontology annotation, biological process: regulation of gene expression. Gene Ontology annotation, cellular component: nucleoplasm. Bases 139 to 1188 code for a protein of 349 amino acids. Gene Ontology annotation, molecular function: RNA binding. The record is from RefSeq and is a predicted model, not a curated record. NCBI's taxonomy places the organism in Eukaryota, Viridiplantae, Streptophyta, Magnoliopsida, Malpighiales, Euphorbiaceae.
CAAUCUCUUCUAUUUACCACUCACCUUCGAAACCCUAAUCCUCGUUUUUUCUUCAUCGAAAUACAACCCCAAGCUUCUGUCUAUCGAAAGAUUUUUUUCCGAUCACUCUCUCGUGAAAUUUCAACUUAAAUUAGCGAUAUGGGUUCCAAAUCCAAGAGCGAUAACCCCCACUCCGGAGAUGGUGCUAGCCCUGGGAAGAUUUUCAUAGGAGGAUUGGCUAAGGAUACUACGUAUGCUACCUUUAACAAGCAUUUUGGGAAAUAUGGGGAGAUAACUGAUUCAGUGAUCAUGAAAGAUCGGUACACAGGUCAGCCUAGGGGUUUUGGUUUUAUCACCUAUGCUGAUCCUUCGGUUGUAGAUAAGGUUAUUGAAGACACCCAUAUCAUCAAUGGGAAACAGGUUGAAAUAAAGAGGACCAUUCCUAAAGGUUCUGGGCAAUCAAAGGAUUUUAAAACUAAGAAGAUAUUUGUGGGUGGUGUUCCAUCAUCAGUUACAGAAGAUGAGUUCAAGAAUUUCUUUUCAAAAUAUGGGAAAGUGGUGGAGCACCAGAUUAUACGGGAUCAUGAAACCAAUCGUUCUCGAGGAUUUGGAUUUAUUAUUUUUGACAAUGAAGAAAUUGUAGAUCAAAUGUUAUCCAAGGGAAAUAUGAUUGAUAUGGCUGGUACUCAGGUGGAGAUCAAGAAAGCUGAACCAAAGAAAGCCUCAAACCCACCACCUGCUCCUGCAUAUGGUAGCAACUCUAGGAGUCGUUCUUACAAUGACAGCUUUGGUGGAUUUGGAGGUUCUUAUGGGGGCUUUGAUGGAGGGUUUGGGCCUGGUCCCUAUAGGACUCCUGGGGGUCUGGGUGGUAGACUUGGUGGUGGUGGAUAUGGGUAUGGUAGUGGUGGUGGGGACUUUGGUGGUGGAUAUGGCAGUUUUGGCGGGAGUAGCUUAGGAGGAUACCGAGGUGAAUCUUCCCUUGGUUAUUCUGGUCGAUUUGGACCUUAUGGUGGCGGGUUUGGUGGGGCUUAUGGUGGUAGUGGUUUAGGUGGUUAUGGUCGGGGAGGUGAGGGAUAUGGAAGUUAUGGAGGUUCUGGUUACGGUGGGGGUUAUGAAUCUGGUCCAGGUGCUAGUUAUGGAGGAGCAGGUGGCCUGUAUGGAAGGGGAGGCUAUAGUGGCAGUAGUCGAUAUCAUCCUUAUGCAAGAUAGAAUGAAGCAUUUCAAUGCAGUUGCUUAAGCUUUGCAUAGAAGUUCCAAACAGGGUCAUCUAGUUUAAAGCCUUGUGAAACAGAUAGGCACUUUCCCACAUUUACUAGAAGUCUCCUAUCUCUGCGAUUGAGGAAAGCUUUUAAGGAUCAGAGGAUCUACUUUAUUAGAUUAUUUUCUUCUAUGUAUGUUUUAGUCAGACUUCGUAGUUAUGCUCCAACUUAGUUCUUGGUGUGUCUGGUUUACUUGUUCUAGUUAUUUUAAUAGUCUGUGUUGUAGACAAUAGUAUCUUGGUUUGAAGCUUGAUGCCAUUUAUUUAGUUUGAUCUAGAUAGACGCUUUGUUAAUUUAUACCUGUUUGUUUUUAUAUAUACAGUGUAGCAGUUGGGCGUUUUACAUUGAUAUUUAUUCUUAGCUGGAUUCAGCUAGAUUUGAUUAUUUAUGGAUUAGGCAAACAUUUAAGAUGUGCCAUUCUCUUGCAACUAAGAACUCACUGUAGUUUUAUUUCAACGCCUUAAAAGAAAAAGAAAGAACCAACUAUAGAAUAUUGCAAUAAGAAGUCAUUCUAUAGUGUGUGUAGUAUGAAUGAACUUGAGACUACUUAGGUAAGCUUUCCAUGCAUUGAAAUUAUACCCGUUAGGACAGGUGAAAAUGAGUGGUGGUGGUUGGUCGCAGAUUGAAUUUACAUUCUUUUAGUUUCCAGGGCAAUUGGUGAUAAAGGGCAGUUUCUCGGCCUUGUUUUUGAAUGCUUUUAAUGUCUUGCUAUUGACCCUUGUCAAGUUUGCUUGGAGGAAACGAAUGGGUUUGUGUUUCUAAAAAUAUUCCAGUUGCAGUGCUUCUACUGCCAAAUGUAAUGUAGCCCAUUGUUUCUUCGAGUAUUUUCACAAUAAAUAUCUACUGUCCUUGGUUAACUUUGUUCAGAGAUGUGGGGAUAUAUUUUUCAAGACUAAGAUUGUUCUCUUGCUUAUGCUUAGCAGAAUUUUUUGCUGAUAAUUAUUACUAUUUUCUUUUGAUUGUAGUAGGGAUGAAUACUGAUUUUAUCUGGCAAUGAUAUGGGGAGGGCUAUCCCUAUUGUGUAGCCCAAAUUUCUGUAUAAAAGAAAAAAGUAUUUGAGCUUUA